CUUUUCCCAUCAGAUCAAAGUAACUGGCAGAUAUUGGCAAACAAAUUAAUUGCGGACGCCCAUCCUCCGCCACCCUCUCUCUAUCCUAAGCGGACAUCUUCAGCUCUCCGCUGCCCCCUCCCAUCUUUCUCCUCCGCACGCCCCAGCAAAUCUACUUCAAACGCUGCUCCGAUCCCAUUAAUCAUGCUCCUUAACCUCCAGUUCACGCGUGGGGGAGCACGGCCUAGUGAAGGAGUUUUUAUGAGGAUUCCUACGGGGGCAGGGAGAAAGCUCGGGGAAUUGCCACCCCCUCCCCAGGCAUUUGUACACCUCACUGCAUUCUGGAAAUUUUUCGCGCCCCCGUCCAGAGACGAGGCACUGGGUUCAGACAGCAACAGUCAAGGCUGCUUUCUCGGCUUCAGCUCUUCGUCCGAGUCCUAAGACCACCAGGGCAGCGCCACCUACCGGCCAGCCGGCACCUGGGAAGCGGGAUACUACCCAAUAAGGUCUUGCCGCUACUCCUGCACGAUUUUCUUUUUUAGCUUCCCGGGCUCCUCCGCCCCAGUGCCGCAGAUAUUGAAUGAAAAAUGGCUGAAAGUCCUAUGUGGGAGCAAGUUGGAGCAAGUUUUGUGCAUCUCUAUUAUCGCCACUUUGAUGCUGACAGGGUACAACUAAGUGCUCUAUAUACAGAAGCUUCUUGUUUAUCAUGGGAAGGAGAACAAUUUCAAGGAAAAUCAGCAAUCAUGGAAAAAAUGCUGAACCUUCCAUUCCAAAAAAUCCAGCACAGUAUCACAUCUCAAGAUCAUCAACCAGCUCCAGAUAACUGUAUCCUUAGCAUGGUUGUGGGUCAGUUAAAGGGAAGGUACCAAACUGAUGAGUUUAGAAUGCCAAAAGAAUUAUUGUUGGAGUUCAAGAGAGAUCACAAAAAUAUUGGGGUUCCAGACCAGUGUCGGGAGGUGUCUCAAAAGAAUUUACAGGUUUGGACCCAUCUCUACGUCAAGGGGUAGAUGAAGAGCCUGUUAUGGGAUUCCACCAACUGUUUAUUCUGAAGAAUAUGAAUGACAAAUGGAUUUGCACUAAUGAUAUUUUUA
Molecule: messenger RNA, 1070 nt
Organism: Antechinus flavipes (yellow-footed antechinus)
Lineage: Eukaryota; Metazoa; Chordata; Mammalia; Dasyuromorphia; Dasyuridae
Product: nuclear transport factor 2-like
Exons: 6
Coding region: 567-986 (139 amino acids)
Biological process (GO): protein import into nucleus
Cellular component (GO): nuclear pore central transport channel
Source: RefSeq, a predicted model, not a curated record